AUGGGAUUUAUGUCCUUCUUGCGCGAUGACCGCGUAGCCCUGGUUGGGAUGGGCGUGGCGGCAGUCGCCUUAAUCAGUAGCAUGAUGGCGGUUGUCACUAUGGUCAUUGAAGACAACAAGAUCGAGCGCUCAGAACCAAAGACGCAAUACAUUACGCAAGAGACGGAAGACUCUUUGCAACUAGAAACCUUGGAGAAGCUUAUCAACCACCCUAGCUAUUCUAUCCGAGAGGUGGCAGUGAAGAUUCUCUGCGAUCGCGCGGUUAACGAUGACGAUACUGUUCACAUCCUUCUCCAUGGGAUAACUAGAACGGAUUACGACUAUCGGCUACAAUGUCUCAAAGCCCUCGCUCUCCUAUUGUCGCAAACUGGUGAGACCCCGGCAACGUUCGACACAUUAAAAGCUUAUGUAGCGAUGGUCCGGUCUUUAGAAAUCGGCCUCGACGAGGACGAGCUCCCCAAGCUUAACGACCCCCACUUCGACGAGUAUUACCUACGAGAUAUGGCGGAACGCACCAACCUACUCAUCAUCUAUCAACUGAUACAGAAAAACGGCGCAUCAGAGCUUAUCAAGGCAAAGUUUGUAGAACGAUGGCUAGCCAAGCAGAACUGGGGCGACUCGGAAGGCGAAAUCCAGGCAAACUUCAAAAUGUACACGGAGGGGAACAAGAACAACCCCAUUCGCAGCAUUGUCGAUUGCAUUAGGACGGCCUCCAUGGGCUUGGAUACUCUUAGACGAUGCGGACUAGUCGCGAAAGUAGAAUCGCCCCCGUACCAGGAAGUUUGGGACAUAACGUUUAGCACCGCCCGACCAGGAGAGGGCGAGGACGGGGUGCAAGACCCUGAUCUGUCGGCGGAGGAUAUCCGAAGACUAAGACGCGAGGCCUUUGUCUUCAACGACGGAAGUCGGCCAAUUUCGCGGCAGGACAUUGUCGAGAGAAGUUCCCGCUAG
Messenger RNA from Parascedosporium putredinis, 951 nucleotides. Lineage: Eukaryota; Fungi; Ascomycota; Sordariomycetes; Microascales; Microascaceae. The record is from the annotation of a GenBank genome assembly.